Messenger RNA from Pseudogymnoascus verrucosus, 2583 nucleotides. RefSeq lists its product as uncharacterized. Gene Ontology annotation, molecular function: glucan 1,4-alpha-glucosidase activity; starch binding. The record is from RefSeq and is a predicted model, not a curated record. The transcript is spliced from 6 exons. Gene Ontology annotation, biological process: polysaccharide catabolic process. Bases 591 to 2528 code for a protein of 645 amino acids. Gene Ontology annotation, cellular component: fungal-type vacuole. NCBI's taxonomy places the organism in Eukaryota, Fungi, Ascomycota, Leotiomycetes, Thelebolales, Thelebolaceae.
CGGGGGUUGGGGAAAUGCGGAGAGCAGUAGUGGGGAAACCUAGUCAAAACCUGUAAACAUCAAUGCGAAUUAACAGCCUUGACAAACCCUCUUCGGUCAAAACCUUCCUUAAAAGACAUGGAACAUCGAGCCGAGCACUACUUGGAUCUUUUUUCAGCCACCAGUCGUCCGAUGGUCUAAUUGUUUCUUGCGGCCAUUGUCGUGCACUCGAGUGACGCACAGGAAGCGACAACAGAACAGCACCAAUGUGCGUUAUGUGCCGAGCAGGGGCCAACGUGCCUUGUGGCAUUCUCGAAGUUACUCAUAGCGUAGCUAAAGCUUCGAUGAAAUCGACGACGGCAAUAUUCCAUAAUUGAGAUCACGCGCGAUGCAUAGCUUGACACAAUUUCCAGUGACGGGCCAUACACACUAAAGGCGAUAUCCUCGGCGAUACUCUCUGAUCGAUCAGCCACCUAGGCUUCAAGCCUCAUUGCUCACACAGGCACAGAGGAAGGCUAUAAGAAGGGGAUCGUUUCCUACACUCACCUUCCUGUCUAGCAGCCAGAUUCAGCAGCUUCUCUAAUCGCAUAGCUUUCACCACUCGCAAUAUCAUGCAUUCCUUCUCACUUCUUCUCGCUGGCGCUUUUGCUGUGCAGCCAAUACUGGCUUUGCCCGGCAGCGUCACACAUGUCUCCGACAUCAGCAAGCGUUCAGUAGAUACGUUUCUCGCCAGUGAAAGCCCAAUUGCUUUGGCUAAUCUCCUAUGCAAUAUUGGCUCCGCUGGCGCAUGUGCGUCGGGUGCUGGAUCUGGUCUGGUUAUGGCUAGUCCUUCCAAGACCUCCCCUGAUUACUUCUACACGUGGACUCGCGACUCUGCUUUGACUUUUAAGUGCAUCGUGGACACGUUCAUCAACUCGUACUCUGCUACUCUGCAGGUCGAGAUUGAAAAUUACAUCAUUGCCCAAGCCAAGCUGCAGACAGUUUCGAACCCGUCUGGAAGCUUUUCGGACGGAUCUGGCCUUGGAGAGCCUAAAUUCAACGCUGAUGGAACUGCUUUCACUGGCAGCUGGGGCCGGCCUCAACGCGACGGUCCCGCUCUUCGCGCGACGGCGCUGAUUGCUUACUCAAGAUGGUUGAUUGCUAAUGGGUACACCUCCACCGCGAGCAGCCUGGUCUGGCCAGUCAUCCAGAACGAUCUGAGCUAUGUCACACAGUACUGGUCGCAGACAGGAUAUGAUCUUUGGGAAGAAGUUGGUGGUGGAUACAGUUUCUUUACUGUUGCUGCUCAGCACCGUGCUCUCGUCGAGGGAGCCGCUCUAGCAACACAACUCGGGAAGACUUGUUCCAACUGUUUGACACAGGCUCCUCAAGUUCUCUGCCUUCUCCAGAACUUCUGGAACUCAGGUGGUUACGUCGUCUCCAACACCAACAGUGGCCGUACCGGCAAGGAUGCCAACAGUAUUCUCGGCUCUAUUCAUACCUUCGACCCAUCAGCUGCUUGUGAUGCAUCUACCUUCCAACCUUGCUCUGAUCGAGCUCUUGCCAACCAUAAGUCCGUUGUCGAUUCCUUUAGAUCAAUCUACACAAUCAAUAGUGGCAUUGCAGCAGGUGUUGCUGUAGCUGUGGGACGAUAUGCAGAGGAUUCUUACUAUGGUGGAAACCCGUGGUAUCUCAACACUCUCGCGGCAGCCGAACUGCUUUAUGACGCUCUUAUCCAAUGGAAUAAUAUUGGAAGCAUUACAAUCACUUCUGUCUCCCUGGCUUUCUGGAAGGACCUCUACUCUUCUGCAGCAGUCGGAACAUACGCAUCGUCUACUUCAACCUACACAACUCUUUACAACGCCGUGAAGACUUAUGCUGACGGCUUUGUAACCAACGCCGCAACAUACACGCCCUCGGCCGGCAACCUUUCAGAGCAAUACUCGCGCUCGACCGGAGCACCACUCUCGGCCGCUGACCUGACCUGGUCGUACGCCGCUCUUCUCACUGUCGCAGCACGUCGUGCAGGCGUCGUACCAGCUAGCUGGGGCGAGUCAGGUGGUAAUUCCGUACCUUCUACCUGCUCUACAUCUACCGUAUCUGGCACCUACUCCACCGCGAGCGUCAGUACGUUCCCCGCGAACCAGACACCAGUCACUGGCGUCGUAACCACGACUGCUAGCGGUAGCACCGGAACCGCUACCACCACAACUGGAACCUCAAGCGCAACUAGCACAGCCUCUUCUUGCACUCUAGCGACUAGUGUCGCCGUGACAUUUGACGAAAUCGUUACUACGACCUACGGCCAAACCAUUAAGAUCGUUGGCUCAGACAGCAUUCUUGGCAGCUGGAACACGGGCUCUGGGACCUCACUUUCAGCUUCGGGAUAUACGUCGAGCAACCACCUGUGGGCUGGCACGAUCUCGUUCCCAGCUGGAGAGGUUAUUCAGUAUAAGUAUAUUAAUGUCGCUUCUGAUGGAACGGUGACGUGGGAGGCGGACCCGAACCACACGUACACCGUGCCAGCGACCUGCGCAACGGCCGUUACGGUUAGUAACACGUGGCAAUAGAGGCUUCAAACGUGGCAUGGCGCGCUGGUAAUAUGAUUAUUACAAGCUGUGAGAG